Trichosporon asahii var. asahii CBS 2479 is the source of this 501-nucleotide messenger RNA. RefSeq lists its product as uncharacterized. The transcript has a single exon. The record is from RefSeq and is a predicted model, not a curated record. Bases 1 to 501 code for a protein of 166 amino acids. Lineage: Eukaryota; Fungi; Basidiomycota; Tremellomycetes; Trichosporonales; Trichosporonaceae.
AUGCUGUUCGUUCCUCUCGUCACCUCUGCCCUCGCCCUCCUCGGCCCCGCCGCUGGCGCUCCUCUCGACGCCAACACGGUCGCUCAAGCCGAGCCCCACUCCGACGAGACUUCUGUGAACGCCGACGUAACCCUGCUCCCUCGCAAGGAAUCUCCCACUCUGCAGGCCUUUUUGGACCGCAUCUCAGACGACCCCCUCGACAACGACGAAGCCUACGUCACCAAGGUCAUGGAGGCGUGCCAAGACCGCUGGCGCAACCACAAUAUCUUCAUUUUCCACCGCAGCCGCGGCUUCACGUGGGCGGUCGAGGACCCCGAUCGCGCCCUGGAAGCCACCGCUACCCACAACUAUCUCUUCAACGAGGAGCGCUUUGGCGUUGUUGUUUUCAAGACUGCGGGGUGGUUGCAGAAGUCUGGCGAUGGCGGUUAUGGGAAUUGGCGCGUGUCGGGGAACUUCAACAGGGACGACGACUCGCUGUUCACCUUCGGUCCUGUCAAAUGA